AUGGCUCCAUCCAGGGGCGACAGCUUGGCCUGCGCUCGGCGUAUCUUCGCAGCAUGCAAUUGCCCACGCACAUCGUUACUCGCGCCUCGCCGGAGCUAUUCAUCGCUCUUGAUGGGCAGGACGGCUCCUUGGAGCCUUUCUCUGCCGAGCAAGAGGCCCGUUGCUUACAGGAGAUUCUCAUCGUUCGUGGAGAAGCUCGCAGACCCCUCUAACAAGCUGCAAAGCUACAUUUCCAGCAGCGACGACCCGUACCUCAACCUCUCAAUCGAACAUGUCAUCCUACAAAAGAGCCCCGCAGACAGCACCGUCCUCUUCCUUUACGUGAACCGGCCUUGCGUGGUCAUCGGCCGCAACCAGAACCCAUGGACAGAGGUCAAUCUCGGCAUCCUCAAUGGCACACGCCAAAUGCAGAAUCCCAAGGGCAGCGAGCCCCCCGCCAUGCGCCCCGUUGACCUCGUGCGUCGCCGCUCCGGAGGUGGCACCGUCUUUCAUGAUGAGGGCAACCUCAACUGGAGCAUUACCUGCCCGCGCAAUGAUUUUACGAGAGACAAGCACGCUGAGAUGGUGGUUCGCGCAUUGCGCAAGCUGGGCAUCCAACGGGCUAGGGUCAACGAGCGACACGACAUUGUGCUCGACCAAGGACACGAGAGGCGCGCCUCCGACCCUCAUGACACGCAUCGUACAUUGUACACAGUCGAUCAAGGCACGCUGCCACGGCCUCUGAAGGUCUCUGGCUCAGCAUACAAGCUCACACGGCAGAGAGCCCUGCACCAUGCGACGACCCUGCUGAGCUCGCCGAAUCUGCACAUCAUACCACAGUACCUGCGCUCUCCGGCGAAGAAGCUCAUAGAAGCAAAGGGCGUCGAGAGCGUCAGCUCGCCCGUCGCGAACAUCGGCCUCGACGUAAAGGCAUUCCAGAAGUGUCUACAAGCAGAGUUUGCAAACAUGUAUGCAAACCUUGGAACACCAAGCAUCAUCGAGACCGUCCACGACGAGUACCUAAACAUCCCAGAAGUUCGGAAAGGAUACGAAGAAUUGCGGACUGACGAUUGGAUGUGGUCGCAGACCCCACAAUUCCAUCUUUCGCUCGACCCCAGCGUCGAUAUUGGCGUCGAUAUGGAUGUGCACCAUGGCAUAAUCAAGAGUGUAGACUUCAAGGGCUCCCUUCUGUCGACCGAAGCACAACAAGACCUGCGGAUUAUGCUACUCGAUCAGAAGUUACAGGAUAUCCACAACUGGACACGAUUCCUGCAAACCCGUCUCAAAAAAUGGGAUGAGCGGAGCGCGGCGGUUGCAAGACGUUUGGAUGAGCUCAUGCCGAUUCCCGCGCCGUCAAUGUCGAUGUCUGACUAA
Molecule: messenger RNA, 1353 nt
Organism: Cucurbitaria berberidis CBS 394.84
Lineage: Eukaryota; Fungi; Ascomycota; Dothideomycetes; Pleosporales; Cucurbitariaceae
Product: lipoate-protein ligase A
Exons: 2
Coding region: 1-1353 (450 amino acids)
Biological process (GO): protein lipoylation
Cellular component (GO): cytoplasm; mitochondrion
Molecular function (GO): lipoyltransferase activity
Source: RefSeq, a predicted model, not a curated record